Messenger RNA from Cuscuta campestris, 902 nucleotides. NCBI's taxonomy places the organism in Eukaryota, Viridiplantae, Streptophyta, Magnoliopsida, Solanales, Convolvulaceae. The record is from the annotation of a GenBank genome assembly.
GUCAAUCAACCUCUAGGCCACCACUCUUUGAUGGCACCAACUACUCUUAUUGGAAGGAACGGAUGAGAAUCUAUAUUCGUUCCACCAACUUCCAAUUGUGGUUGGUGAUCAAAAAUGGCAAAGAAAUCCCUAUGAAGAAAGUGGGAGAAACCACGGUCCCAAAGACCGAAGACGAAUUUGAUGCCGAGGACAUCAAGAAGAUCGAAAACUAUGCAAAGGCCAUCAAUAUGCUAUAUUGCACGGUCAACACCGAUGACUACCGAAAGAUCUCCUGUUGCACAACCGCCAAGGAGAUGUGGGACAAGCUUGAAGUGACGUACGAAGGUACCGAUCAAAUCAUCAACGAUCUUCAUGCUCUCAAAAAGACCUACACCAACAAGGAUCUUGUGAGGAAAAUCCUGCGGCGUCUCACACCCGAAUGGAGGUCAAAAGCCGAUGCAAUCUACGAAUCCAUCGGAGUCUCCAACGUCACCAUCGACGGGCUAAGAGGUAAUCUUAAAACCUAUGAAUCUACUAUUCUAACCCCGUCUUUGGAUGAACAAAAGAAAAAGGGGAUAGCUCUCAAAGCCACCAAGGAACCAGUGGAAGAGGCUUCAAGCGAUGACGACAAUGAAUUCGGGCUCGUCAUCAAAAAGUUCCACAAGUUCAUGAAGAAGGAAUUUGAGCGAAAGGGAAGGAAGCACGACGGUCCUCCCAAAUGCUACGGCUGUGGCGAGAUUGGCCACAUCAAGCCAAGGUGUCCAAAGGCCAAACAUGGCAAGGACAAGCCUGGCUUCAAGAAGCAAAGGGCCUACAUCUCUUGGGGUGGCGAUUCCGGAGACGAAUCAACCGACCAAGAGGAGGAUGAAGCUGCAAAUCUCUGCCUCAUGGCACACGAAGAUCAAAGCGACGACGUCCAAGAG